GUAGGGUCUGUGCGGAUGACGCAAUCGGAAUGCGCCGCUGCCAGGACCUCCGGCUCCCAGCCCGCUUCUUGGUGCGCGAGACAGGCGCCGGGAGCAGAGGCGUGGGUGCCCGUUGCCAUGGAGUCAGACGGCAAAGGGGCCUAUGUGCUGAGUAACCUGGCUGAGGUGGUGGAGCGGAUCCUGAGCUUCCUGCCCACCAAGGCAUUGCUGCGGGCGGCCUGUGUUUGCCGGUUAUGGAGAGAAUGUGCCCGUAGAUUACUGAGAACACAGCAGAGCAUUGCGUGGGUCUCUGCACUUGAGCCUGGUCCAUCUGAUAGUCAUUCACUGGUCCGUGCAUUAGCCGAAGAACUUGAGAAUGUGCAUGUGCUGCCACAAACAGUACUCUACAUAGCAGAUGCAGAGACUUUCAUUGGAUAUGAAGAGUGUCACAGACAAAAGAGGGCAAGGAAAAGAAAUAGUAAAGAAACAGCAAUUGCACUAGAAAAGCUGUUGCCAAAACGAUGCCAAGUUCUGGGACUGGUCGCUCCUGGAAUUGUAGUUACUCCAAUGGGCUCAAGCAGCAAUCGACCUAAAGAAAUCGAAGACGGUGAAGCUGGCUUUGCUUUAUUGUUCCCUAAAAUUGAUGGUGUGAAAAUCCAUACCUUCCACUUUUGUAAAGUCUUUGAUGAAAGCAAAUUGACUGAAUCAGGUCUUAAAAAUAAUCCAGAGCUCCGUGUGGUUCUUCUAUUUGUCUACAAUUCCUGGAAGCCGGGAGCUAAUCGGUUUCUUAAUCAGAUAAUCAAUCCUUUAAAUGAAAAAAGUAUCAUCUUGGCUGGGGGGUAUGUGGAGAGCUUGACGUCACUGACCUCUGAGAAUAACACUGAGGCUGGCGAUUCCUAUGGUGUGGUUGGAUUGGCUUUCAGUGGACCCCAGCUACAGAGUGCUACAGUUUUGUUAGACCAGGAUGUAAUUGAUGAACGGACUGUAGAAGCAGCAAUGCAGCGUCUCAAAGCAGCAAACAUUCCUGAGCACAACACCAUUGGGUUCAUGUUUGCGUGUGUUGGCAGAGGAUACCAGUAUUAUAAAACCAAAAGGAAUCUUGAAGCAGAUGCAUUUAGGAAGUUUUUCCCUAAUGUUCCCCUGUUUGGCUUUUUUGGACAUGGAGAAAUAGGAUGUGAUCGAAUAGUCACUGGGAAUUUCAUACUGAGAGAAUGCAAUGACAUAAAGGAUGAUCUACUCCAUGGUUAUACUACAGUUAUGACUCUUAUUCAUCUUGGUUCAACUAAAGCAAACCAAGUUUAAACAUGUUUUUUAAAUACACCAGCUGAGCUACUUGGUUGUUUCCAUUCCAGAAAACUGAAAAAUCUGGAAUACAUACAUACUAUAAAAGCACCUUCCAAAAUCUAAAGUAAUCACUUUUGUAAUGUUAUAAAAUCAUGUAGUCAGGAUAGUGUUUAAUGCAGUAGGUAUGGGGAAGCUUUGCAUUUUGUGUAAUACUGUGCAAAAGUCAGAACUGCAGGUAAAUGUACAUGUGUUCAAAUUUUACAAUAGAAGGAAGCUUCUUUCUUUCUUU
Malaclemys terrapin pileata is the source of this 1552-nucleotide messenger RNA. RefSeq names its product F-box protein 22 (gene FBXO22). Gene Ontology annotation, molecular function: protein binding. NCBI's taxonomy places the organism in Eukaryota, Metazoa, Chordata, Testudines, Emydidae. Gene Ontology annotation, biological process: positive regulation of proteasomal ubiquitin-dependent protein catabolic process; regulation of skeletal muscle fiber development; protein polyubiquitination. The record is from RefSeq and is a predicted model, not a curated record.